Molecule: messenger RNA, 1987 nt
Organism: Heteronotia binoei (common prickly gecko)
Lineage: Eukaryota; Metazoa; Chordata; Lepidosauria; Squamata; Gekkonidae
Gene: GPR137B
Product: G protein-coupled receptor 137B
Exons: 7
Coding region: 215-1357 (380 amino acids)
Biological process (GO): positive regulation of TORC1 signaling; negative regulation of bone resorption; negative regulation of osteoclast differentiation
Cellular component (GO): lysosomal membrane
Source: RefSeq, a predicted model, not a curated record
UGACAGAGGCAGUCCUAAAUGAAUCACACUGGAUUGUGAUCAUGUGCUGCAAGUCCUGAGUGAGCUGCCAAAGAGGAAGUGGAGCUUGUUUUCUUUUUCUUGAUUCCUCUGCUGUAGGAAGAUGAAAGGUGGAGGCGGCGGCGGUAGCAGCAGCAACAACAGCAGGAGGAGGCAGACUUAACCAGGAAAGUCUGCCAAUUCCAGAAGAGCUCAAAUGGAGGCUCGUGAGUGGGCCCCUUUGAAAAAUGACACCUCUCCACCAACCUUAAGUCCAGCUGUGCCUCCAUAUGUCAAGCUAGGGCUGACCAUCGCCUAUUCUAUAUUUUAUUCACUCCUGUUUGUGUUCAUCUAUAUUCAACUGUGGUUGGUCCUGCACUACAGGCACAAGAGGUUUAGUUAUCAAACUGUCUUUCUGUUUCUAUGCCUGCUCUGGGCCUCUCUUAGGACGGUGUUGUUUUCGUUUUACUUCAAAGACUUUGUCAGCGCAAAUUCUCUUAGCCCCUUUGCGUUCUGGCUUCUAUAUUGUUUCCCAGUGUGCCUCCAGUUUUUCACAUUGACACUGAUGAAUCUUUACUUCACUCAGGUUAUUUUUAAAGCUAAGUCAAAAUACUCACCAGAACUUCUUAAAUACAGGUUGCCUCUCUACUUGGCAUCUUUCGUCGUCAGCUUACUUUUCCUGCUGGUGAACUUAACAUGCGCAGUGCUUGUGAGAAUGGAGAAUUCAGAAAGGAGAAGUAUUGUAUUGGUCAGGGUUACUAUCAACGACACAUUGUUUGUGCUAUGUGCCAUUUCACUUUCCAUCUGCCUCUACAAAAUUUCUAAGAUGUCAUUAGCGAACAUUUACUUGGAAUCCAAGGGUUCAUCUGUAUGUCAACUGACAACUAUAGGAGUGACUGUUAUACUACUUUACACUUCAAGAGCCUGUUACAAUCUGUUCAUACUAUCCUUUUCUCAGAGCAAGACAAUGAAUUCUUUUGACUACGACUGGUACAAUGUAUCUGAUCAGGCAAAUCUGAAAUGCCAGCUGGGUGAUGCUGGAUAUGUAGUAUUUGGAAUAAUACUUUUUGUGUGGGAGCUCCUGCCCACUUCCUUAGUUGUAUUCUUCUUCCGUGUUCGAAACUCUACAAAAGAUCUAACCAACCCAGGAAUAGUACCAAGUCAUGCAUUCAAUCCAAGAUCUUAUUUUUUUGAUAAUCCUCGCAGAUAUGAUAGUGAUGAUGAUUUGGCAUGGAGCAUAUCACCACACAACAUACAUGGCAGUUUCUCGCCUGAUUACUAUGACUGGGGACAUCAAAAUAACAGCUUUAUGACUCAUGUUGGAUCCCUGCAGAAUGAUUCUGUAUCAGAGAUUGAAUGACCAAGAUCAACAAAGCAUCCCACCAGUGACAAUUUUGUUACUUAAAAGUUACAGAAUAUUGUUGUGUCAACAACAAAAAAGUUUCAAAGUGGUAAAAUGGCUCAGCAAAAAAAUAUAGAAGGAAAACUUGCUGACAAAGCCAUACUUUAGUUGCAUUUUUAUUGCAAGAUACCAUGUUAAGGGUAUGUUCCUGGAAGGAUUUGCACAUGUACUUUAUAUAAUGAAGAGGAAUUCUUACAAAAAUCUGAGAAUCUUUUUUAUAAUGAAGAAUGAGGACAGAAGAAAGUCUUUGCAAGACUGAGGCUUCAGAGUAAAUACAUGUUUUAUAUUUUAAUUAUUUUUAUGUUGAAAAAAUAUCACUGGAAGUUUAUAGAAUACUUUUCUUAUGUUGUAACUUUUUAACAUGUACAUAAAUAGUUGUGUUCAAAAUACCACAUCCACUUUAUAAAGUAUUCUCCACAGCUUAAUUGUUGUGGGAAUUGGAAUUACACAAGGGUCUUUCAGCCAAUAUCAAUGUACAAACAUAAACAGUUGAAAUUACAGCCUGUCUCAGCAAAAAAAAAAAAGUCAUUUUGAAAAACAGCCUCACACUAUUUAAUCUGCAUGAGAUAAAUGGUGUUCAAAUGGAAA